Messenger RNA from Drosophila yakuba, 3158 nucleotides. RefSeq names its product homeobox protein B-H2 (gene B-H2). Gene Ontology annotation, biological process: regulation of transcription by RNA polymerase II. The record is from RefSeq and is a predicted model, not a curated record. Gene Ontology annotation, cellular component: nucleus. The transcript is spliced from 3 exons. Gene Ontology annotation, molecular function: RNA polymerase II transcription regulatory region sequence-specific DNA binding; DNA-binding transcription factor activity, RNA polymerase II-specific. Lineage: Eukaryota; Metazoa; Arthropoda; Insecta; Diptera; Drosophilidae. The coding region runs from base 328 to 2298 and encodes 656 amino acids.
GGUCGAAAGCCAAAGGCGAGCGGUUGUUGCUCCGCUUUUGAACAUCACAAAGUGCGCGCACCUCAGCGACAUUUGCGUUUAGAAUCCAGUUGAGCCAAGCGAACGUUUACUGCAACAGCAACAGCAACAGCAACAGCAACAACAAGAACUUGAACAAGUUAACGAAUUAAAUGAGAACAGCUAACAAUUAUCAGCAAUUAACUGAAGAAGAAGUGCUUGAAACUCGCGUUACACUUACAGAACGUACACACAUUUGUUUUUUUUCGGUGCAAAGUGCAGGUGCAGCAGCAGCAGCAGCAGCAGCGCGGAGUCGUCGGCUAACCACACAUGACCACAAUGCCACCGGAAAUGUCCGCAACAACGGCAGCUCCCGUUGGCAGUGCACCGAGUGCCACCGCUCAUCAUCAUCCCGCUGCCGUCGGCGGCGGUAUGCCGCGUCCAGCUUCCCCGGCCGUCGGCAGCAACACCACAACAGCGACGGCCACAACGGCGACGCGAUCCCGCUUCAUGAUCACCGAUAUUCUGGCUGGAGCGGCGGCCGCAUCGGCGGCGGCAGCAGCAGCAGCGGCCGCCCUGGCAGCCGCCUCUUCCGGCGGUGGGCGUGGCAGUCCGACGGACUCGGAGCGGGAGCAAUCGCUGGUCGCCCAGCAUCACCACCACCAUCACCAGCACCAACAGCAGCAGCAGCAGCAACAUCAUCAUCAGCAGCAGCAGCAGCAACAUCAGCAGGCUGCCCUGCAACAGUACAUCGUGCAACAGCAGCAGUUGCUGCGCUUUGAACGCGAGAGGGAGCGGGAACGUGAGCGGGAACAUUAUAGGGAGAGGCAUUCGCCGCCCGGCAACAACCCCUAUGCCCACCACCCCAUGCCACCCCAUCUGCUCGCCCACUUUCCGCCCGCCCACUACGCCGUGCUGCAGCAACAGCAGCAGCAGCAGCAGCAGCAACAUCCCCACCCGCAUCACCUGCAGCUGGAGAGGGAACGUUUGGAGGCACUGCAUCGGCAUGGCCACGGACUGCCCGGCGAUCCUGGCCAGCAUUUGAGCCACUUGAGCCAACUGAGCCACCAGCAGCACCAUCCGCAUCUGCAUCAUUCCAUGCACGAUGAGCGCUCCCGUUCGCCGCUGAUGCUGCAGCAAUUGGGCGGCGGUGGCAGUGGCAAUGGCAGCAGCAACAACAACAACAGCAGCAGUGCCAGCAACAACAAUAACAACAACAGUGCUAGUGCCAACAGCAACAUCAUCAGUGGCAACAGCAGCAGCAACAGCAACAACAACAAUGGCAGUGGCAACGGCAACAUGUUGCUCGGCGGAGCAGGCAGCAGCAUCAGCGGCGAUCAGGCGAGCACCAUCGACGACAGCGACAGCGAUGAUUGCGGUGGCAAGGACGACGAUGGCGAGGACAGUUUGAAGAACGGCAGCUCGGCGAACGGCGACUCCUCGUCGCACUUGAGCCUGAGCAUGAGCAAGAAGCAGCGGAAGGCGCGUACCGCCUUCACGGACCACCAGCUGCAGACGCUGGAGAAGUCCUUCGAGCGGCAGAAGUACCUCAGCGUGCAGGAUCGCAUGGAGUUGGCCAACAAGCUGGAGCUGAGCGACUGCCAGGUGAAGACCUGGUACCAGAAUCGCAGAACCAAGUGGAAGCGCCAGACGGCUGUUGGCUUGGAACUGCUGGCCGAGGCGGGCAACUAUGCGGCCUUUCAGCGGCUGUACGGCGGUGCCACGCCCUAUUUGAGCGCCUGGCCGUACGCGGCCGCCGCUGCCGCCCAAUCGCCCCACGGCGCCACGCCCUCCGCGAUCGAUAUCUAUUACCGCCAGGCGGCCGCAGCAGCAGCCAUGCAAAAGCCCUCGCUCCCCGCCUCGUACCGCAUGUAUCCAUCAAGUAUACCGCCCGGCAUGGCGCUACCGGGCAUGCCCGCUCCCCCGCCCCCCGGCGCAGCGCCCAUGCUUAGCGGCUACUAUGCCGCUGCAGCGGCAGCGGCCGCAUCCGCCGGCGCCCAACAGCAGCAGCAGCCGCCAGCGGCAUCCCGCUCACCAGCCACCAGCCAGAGCGCCAAUAGCGAGGCGGACUGCGAGCGGACCAGCAGCAGCAGUCGCCAGCGCCUGAUCACGCCCAGUCCGCCCCUGAAUCCGGGCAGUCCGCCGCAUCGGGAGCGGAUCGGCGAGGAGGAGGACAGGGAGCGGGAUGAGGAGCGGGACAUCGAACGGGAGCGGGAGCGGGAAAGGGAGCGGGAGCGGGAAAGAGAGCGCGAACGAGAGCAGGACGAGGAUGAGGACGAGGAACUGGCCCUGGAGGUCUGAGAAUCCCCGAGAGAAUUCAUCCCUCCUCCACAGCUGGAUCUCACAAAUUUGUCUAAAGAAAUGAGCAAGUGGGCGGUGUGUAUUCGAGAACUAUGAAGUAUGGUGAACAUCUUUUCAAAAAAGUUGGAACACAUUUGUUUUUUCAUAAAUUGUAAAGUCCAAAAUAAAAUCGAAAUACACAUAAACAUAGAUAGACAUGCGAUUUUUAAGCAUAUGUAGCUGCGUUCAUAUAUUGUAUAUGUGGUUUCCCCAGAACUGCAAACCUUUUUAGAUAUUAUGUCAAAACUGUUUCUCACAUUCAAAAUGUCUGCAAGAGUUUUGCAACUACAAAGAAAUACAAAUUUAACGACCAAUCGAAAGUUCAUUACUCAUAGAAAGUUCUAAUAAACAUACCAUUAUUUUAGACACAGCUGUAGAUAAAAUGUGCUUGCUAAAAAUCAUGUCUAAACUGCCACGAAAAAUGUACAUUAAAAGAUGUUUGUGGUAAGCUAAUAAAAAUUUGUAUAAAAUCUGGAAAAUAUAUCCACAGAAUUACCCAAAAAGUAACAGUAUUAGACACUACCCAUGUUCAUCUGUUUCCCAGAAUAGCUACGCCCAGUAAUUGUGAACAAAAAAACAAACGUAUAUAUAAAUCAAAUUUUUUUUUUCUAUAUUUAAUUAAACCUAGCUUUAGAUGCAAUUUUGUACAUUUUUGUAAAUGAUUUUUGUACAUACGCAGCAGACCAACAACAUAAGCAACACGAUUUUUUUCCAAACAAUAUAGUAUUUUUUUUUUACAACUUUUUUUUUUUUUUGUGCCUAGUCUUAAGACGUCUAUUGUGUGGAGUAAUAAUAAAGCGAAGAAACAACAAAAAGAGCAA